Molecule: messenger RNA, 2053 nt
Organism: Boeremia exigua
Lineage: Eukaryota; Fungi; Ascomycota; Dothideomycetes; Pleosporales; Didymellaceae
Product: amidohydrolase family protein
Exons: 1
Coding region: 252-1901 (549 amino acids)
Molecular function (GO): hydrolase activity, acting on carbon-nitrogen (but not peptide) bonds
Source: RefSeq, a predicted model, not a curated record
GCUGAGGUGGGGCAAAACUUUGUUACGCUUUACCGUAGCACACAAACCUUCUCAUGCACGACAUGUUGAUUUCGAUGUUCCAGAAUGGACUUACACGGCCAAGAUCCAUAAACGGAGGGCGCAGGGCGCAGGGCGCAGGGCGUGCCGCGGGGUACUGUCGGUCGGCUGUACCUCGGGUCUCCGAUAUCGGUUUGGUUGAUCUGAUAACAGGUUCUCUCGUUUGAAGACCCGAUGACAUAGUCACCACAAUCAUGAGCGUCCAAAGCAGUACCCAGAUCUUUACCAACGGCCGCCUCUUUCAAGAUGGCAACACCAGUGCAAAUGCACAAUGGCGUUCGAGUAUGGUUGUGCGGGACGGGAAGAUCGCAUUCAUCGGGGAUGAUAAUGCGCCCGAGCUUCAGUCGUUCCAACAAGAGCCUGGUGUCGAGACUAAAGAUCUCCGCGGUCAACACGUCCUACCAAGUUUCAUCGAUGCGCACAUGCAUUUCCUGAUGCUUGGUCAGUCCUUGCACAAGGUGGCACUGGAUGGAUCAAAGGAUCUGCAAGAAAUCCGGUCCAGAAUCUCAAAGUAUGCCAAAGAGAACCCGCACAAGGAGAGAAUUCUGUGUAUGGGAUGGAUGCAUAGUAUGACCGACGGUGAAGCCAAGGCAAGUCUACUCGACGAUCUGGACCCACGGCCCAUCUAUAUUGAUUCCAAGGACUUGCACUCAGUUUGGUGCAACAGUGCUGCUUUGAAAGAGAUGGGCGUUCAAGAUAUGGAGACUCCAGCCGGCGGAAUGAUAGAAAGAGACGAAAAUGGCAAAGCGUCGGGCCUGUUGUCUGAGGCGUGUGUGCUGCUGAUCGUAUGGCCGUACCUUGCGGAAGUUUUGCCGAUGGAAGACAAGACUGCUGCAUUGCAAGCGGCGAUCAAUGCAUACCAUGCCGUUGGAUGUACUGGUUGCAUCGACAUGGCAAUGGAUGAAAAUGCUUGGGAAGCUGUCCUGGCGCUCAGGAAGGCCAAAGGGGGUUCCUUGCCACUACGCAUCGCCGCACAUUGGUGCAUUACACCUGGUGAUGGAGAGGAACACCGUUUGAAGCAGGUCGAACGCGCCAUAGAAUUGAACCGACAGUUCAACAACGACACAGAUCCUGAUCUUCGGGUUGUGGGUAUCAAGAUCAUAUGCGAUGGCGUUAUUGAUGCUUGUACAGCAGCUCUCGCGAAGCCAUACACCAGCAAUGGCCAUUUCGAAGGACCCAUCUGGACACCAGAGAUGCUCGAUCCUGUUGUGAAGAAAGCUGCAGGCGCUGGUCUGCAAUGUGCGUUGCAUGCCAUUGGCGACCAAGCUGUGACUAACGCUGUCAAUGUGCUCGAGAAGCACGGCAAACCUGGGCAGCGUCAUCGCAUCGAACAUCUCGAGCUCACGGCUCCUGAGGACGCGAAGAGGCUCGGACAGCUAGGUAUUACAGCAAGUAUCCAGCCGGUGCACUCCGACCCAGCAAUCCUGCGUGCAUGGCCGAAGUUGCUGGGGCCGGAGCGCGUGAAGCGUGCUUUUGCAUACUCGGAGUUUGCAGACCAUGGUGCUGCACUCGCUAUUGGAUCCGAUUCGCCUACCGCUCCCUAUGCACCUCUGCCAAACCUGUAUGUUGCCACAACACGAAAGUCGGCUAGACAGCCCGAUGCGGGUGACGUACCCGUGAACGGCAAUUUCAAACUGGAGCUGGCGCAGGCUGUCAGCGCUGCAACCAGUGGAGCAGCCUGGUCGUGCUUUGCUGAGAAGAGGCUCGGAAGCUUGGAGGUCGGUAAGAUGGCAGACUUCACUGUUGUUGACACAGAGUGGAGCGGCGAGGAGCUUUUGAAUGCAAAGAUUAGAGAAACAUGGUUCGAGGGGAAGAAGGUGUAUGAAAGUCGCACUGCAGAGUAGAUCUUCUGUAGCGACGACACCUUAUAUACCGACUGUGUCCAUUGGCGAUGCCCCUGCCCUCUUGAACGAACUAGUAAUAUCAGCCUCGAACGCCACCAAACCAGCCUUAACUUGGCGCGUCAAGCCAAGGUGGCUCUGAACGCUCUGUAUAU